CAGACUUCCCUGUGUUGACUAUGCUGCCAUUUUCUAAUAUGUCCGCCCCCGAGGAAGACACGUUUUCCAACGAAGAGGGGGAAAUGGGAGAGAUGGAAGCGAGUGACAGUGAUGACGGGAUGGAUGAAGAGAAAGAUGAGGGAGAAGGACCAAAUAAAGUUUAUGUCCCCGGAAUAGAGCCUCUAAAACCAGGAGAAGAGCUUGAAAUGGACCGGUCCGCGUACCGCUUGUAUCACGAGUGUCAGACGGGUGCUCCUUGUCUGAGUUUCGAUGUAUUGAGAGAUGAGGACGGAGACGGAAGGGAACAGUUUCCCAUGUCCAUGCUGCUGUGUGCAGGUACACAGGCAGAAUCUGCUAACCUUAACAGACUCCUAGUCAUGCGCAUGCACAACCUGUAUGGCACAGAGAAAGAGAAAGAAGAGGAAGAGAGCAGUGAUGGGGAGAGUGAUGAUGAUGAAGAAGAUGAAGACAAGAAGCCUCAGUUAGAACUGGCUAUGGUUCCACAUUAUGGGGGAAUCAACAGAGUUAGGGUGAUCCAGCAUGGGGAGCUGUCAUUGGCUGCUGUGUGGUCAGAGAAAGGUCAAGUGGAAAUUUUUGACCUCAGACCACAGCUGGAGGCAGUUCAUAGCUCAGCUGCCAUGGAAACAUUCCUGAAGGAACAACAGAAGGAGGCCACACCCAUAUUUAGUUUUUCAGGUCACAUGACUGAAGGCUUUGCCAUUGAUUGGUCAACCAAAGUACCUGGUCGCUUGGCCAGUGGAGACUGCAAGAAGAAUAUCCAUGUAUGGGAACCGCGAGAAGAUGGGUCUUCCUGGCAGAUUGAUCAACGACCUUUCAGCUCCCACAGCAAGUCAGUAGAGGACCUCCAGUGGUCACCUACUGAAGCAACGGUUUUUGCCUCCUGCUCAGUGGACCAGUCCAUUCGCGUCUGGGACAUCCGUGCUCGGCCUAACUCCAUGCUCUCAGCUGAUCAGGCCCACUCCUCAGAUGUAAAUGUAAUCAGUUGGAAUCAGACUGAACCAUUCCUCCUGUCAGGGGGUGACGAUGGACUGCUGAAAGUAUGGGACUUAAGGCAAUUUCAGUCUGGCCGACCGGUUGCCACCUUCAAACAGCACAGUGCCCCUGUGACGUCUGUGCAGUGGAACCCCCUGGACUCCAGUGUCUUUGCUGCUUCGGGUGCUGACGAUGUGGUCAGCCAAUGGGAUCUUUCCGUGGAGUCGUGUGACAUGGGAGCAAACGCAGAUGCCUUGAAGGAGUUGCCGCCACAGUUGCUGUUCCUCCAUCAGGGCCAGACGGAAGUGAAAGAAAUCCACUGGCACCCGCAGGUUCCAGGAGUUUUAAUCUCAACGGCCUUGUCAGGCUUCAAUGUAUUUAGGACAAUCUCCGUUUAGCGUGUGCCGUUCACCCUGUGCCGUUCAUGGUCAGUGUGUACUGUUCACACAUCUCCUUAUCUUGUUUCUUCUUUUCAUUUGAAGACAGUGUCCAUGUCCUGCUUUUAGGUUCUCCAUCAGAAUUCAGGGCUUGUCCAUGCGUGUAAUAAAACUUUCAAAUAAUCAAAAUUAUGAUUUCAUUUUUGUUUCUUAAUUUUGAUGAGUCUUUUUUUUAAGGUAAAUUUAGGCUAAAUGUUAAUUCAAGAUGAAUUACUCUGUGAUAUUCUUUUGGGAAUAAGAAAUGGCUGAACAGAUGACUAUAGAAUACACAAAGACAACAUGAACAGACAUUUAUUGAUGCAGGUAAAUAUUUAUUUAAAGUAAACAGAUCACAGAUAAUCUUAAGAUUUCAUAUUUAAAAACCAUAAGAAUACCUUUGGGGAAAACAAAAUAAAACCCCUUUAAGGAAUGUUUAUAUAUGUGGUCCAUAAAAAAGAAAAACAAAUACAUCGAUAUAGCAAUUUCUACUCUCACUUGAGUAACUCCCAUGCUGCAUUUCUGUUAAUACUGAGACAGAAUUUGCCCCAAUUUUAAGGCAAUACAGGCUCACCGUUGUCCUGGAAUUAAAGUGUCCUGAUUUUUUCA
This is a messenger RNA of Anguilla anguilla (European eel), 2015 nucleotides long. RefSeq names its product glutamate-rich WD repeat containing 1 (gene grwd1). The record is from RefSeq and is a predicted model, not a curated record. The transcript is spliced from 7 exons. Gene Ontology annotation, molecular function: protein binding. Bases 21 to 1391 code for a protein of 456 amino acids. NCBI's taxonomy places the organism in Eukaryota, Metazoa, Chordata, Actinopteri, Anguilliformes, Anguillidae.